This is a messenger RNA of Achroia grisella, 1398 nucleotides long. It is a transcript of the gene Doc1, whose product is annotated as T-box transcription factor TBX6. The transcript has 5 exons. Lineage: Eukaryota; Metazoa; Arthropoda; Insecta; Lepidoptera; Pyralidae. Gene Ontology annotation, biological process: regulation of transcription by RNA polymerase II; cell fate specification; heart development. The record is from RefSeq and is a predicted model, not a curated record. Gene Ontology annotation, cellular component: nucleus. The coding region runs from base 202 to 1302 and encodes 366 amino acids. Gene Ontology annotation, molecular function: RNA polymerase II cis-regulatory region sequence-specific DNA binding; DNA-binding transcription factor activity, RNA polymerase II-specific.
UGUAGUAUUCACGUCAUAUCUUGCCUUCGUUCGCUUUGUUUUUAAUUAUGAACUUUUUGUACGAGUGUAUAUACCGUUUCGUUUGAUGUGCUUUUGUUUAAUGUAGUUCUCUUUAGGACUUGUAAGGAAAAUGUUAUUGUGAAGUGACAUUGACUGUGGUUUUUGUAUUUGUUUUGUGUGACUGUUCGUUGAAUUGACAAAAUGAUGAUGGAUCAGGCUCACUUUGGGGAGUAUUUGCUGAGACAGCAGAUGUUGCAUGCAGCGUCCCUAAGCGGAUUGCAACACCGCGUGGGCGCGGACGCAGAGCCGCCGGCGUGCGAGGCGCGGCUACUCAAUGGAGAUCUGUGGAGACGGUUCCACGACAUUGGUACCGAGAUGAUCAUCACCAAAGGUGGACGACGCAUGUUCCCGUCCCUCCGGGUAUCUCUUGCCGGAUUAGACCCACGUGAGGAGUACUGCGUUCUCCUUGAACUGUCACUAGUGGGGCGCCGUCGUUGGCGAUGGGCCGGAGGAGCUUGGGCAGCGGCAGGUGGCGCGGAACCCCAGUCCCCUAGAAGGCUGAUGUUACACCCUGACUCGCCAGCUCCUGGUCAUCAUUGGACUGCUAAUCCGGUGUCAUUCAGCAAACUCAAGCUUACAAAUAACACUAUGGAUGCACAAGGACAUAUGGUCCUUACAUCAAUGCACAAAUACAGACCGAGAGUACUAAUAGUUCGAGCGCGGGACGCUGCCGCGCUGGCCUGGGGCGCGCCUCAUGCCGCAUUCUCAUUCCCGGAGACGGAAUUCAUAGCUGUCACCGCUUACCAGAAUGAUCGUAUCACGAAAUUGAAGAUCGACAACAAUCCGUUCGCCAAAGGGUUCCGCGCUUGUGGGCAGUCUAAAUGUAAAAGAAAGAGCACAGAGCCAGGCAUGGACAGUACAGAGCAGUCAAACACAGAAUCCAGUGAAGCGAAGCGGCCGUGUUCUGAUGCCGCGUCUUCCUGCUCAGAGGAAGGGAGCUUACGGUCGUCAUCGCCGAGGUCACCGCCGCUAGUCGAGUCGCCCGCACCUCUCGUUGCACCUCCUGAAAAUAUUACCCCUCCUCCCGGGCCAUUGUACCCACCUGAACUGCAAUACUUAAGUCCUCUUCAUAUGCCUAUACCAUUGGGUCUUUGGCCAAGUAGUGCUAUACAUAAUGGAUUCACGUGGGGACCAUCUCUACCGGCUCCUCCGCCACGAGUACCGACCCCACCCCCCGCGGCUCCGGCGCCUUGCCGCCGCAUCAAGAGUUUCACGAUUAGUGCUCUGCUCGGCGAAGGUUGACUUUUUAUUAAUUUUAUUUGUAAGUAUUGAAAAUGAUAUUGAGGGACUAAAAUUGACUUGCAAUAUAUUAAAUACGACAAACUAGUGAUAUAAGUA